This is a messenger RNA of Dinoponera quadriceps, 3856 nucleotides long. RefSeq lists its product as uncharacterized. NCBI's taxonomy places the organism in Eukaryota, Metazoa, Arthropoda, Insecta, Hymenoptera, Formicidae. The record is from RefSeq and is a predicted model, not a curated record. Gene Ontology annotation, biological process: potassium ion transmembrane transport; stabilization of membrane potential. The transcript is spliced from 6 exons. Gene Ontology annotation, cellular component: membrane. Bases 1876 to 3474 code for a protein of 532 amino acids. Gene Ontology annotation, molecular function: potassium ion leak channel activity.
GAAGAGACCCGGAAGACAACGCGGGAUUUAUUUACAUGCGGCGAACGCAAACGCGACAAUCGCGACGCUUGAGGGAGACGCGAGUAAAUUACCGGUUCAGCUUCGGGCGUGCUAAUCGGCUUUCCGAAGCGUGGGAAGCCCGAUUUUCUCUCUCUCCAUCAAGAUCGCUGUGACAGUUCGACGGUGCAUUAAACCGACGUGGAAAUUCGCCAAGGAAGGGAUAAAAUAAGGGAAAAGCUUCGGAGAAGAAACAUUCAGCGCGAACCGGCACCCACGGACGUGCGUCGAGCUUACUUAUUACGGAAAUCCGGUUUGUCGGAAUGAGGCUUUGAAGUUUCUAUCGCCUGCCGACGAAUCGUGCUCUAUCUCCUUCCGUUGCCAUCCGUCGUUUUUUUUUUCGCGCUCACAGCCGAAGAAAAGAUGGAAAAGCGUAAAACCGAGUGGCUUCGCAUUCAAGCGGUAGGGGAAAAAGUUUAAGUGACUCAUGGAGACUCUUUCGGAAAUUCCCUUCGCACUGUUCUUUAAGUUUCUGUUUUCCCGAUGAGAGCGAGAAGUAUGGCGGGCGGGAACGAGGGGAAAGAGUGAGAAAAGAUUAGCGGGUUCCCCCGGAAAACGGUCUCUCCCGCGCGAGAUAAUGCAUCGGUUGAUGCGAGGUAACAUUAGUGUAUUGCGUUUCGUUUACGAACUUAAAUCACGCCGUCUAACUCGAGUCGUUACCGUCGUGCAAUUCGGCACUCCACUCGCGAGACAGUCAACGAUGAAUAUAUAAAUAACUGUUCACCGUCAAAGUCUCGCAACAUUGACCGCCUUCGCUGCGAUCUUUAAUUUGUGGAGUAAAACAACGAUAAAUUAUUGAUACUCUGCUGAUCGAUUUCUCCCUUUUUCCUCUCGCAAGUAAGUUAGGAGAGAGAACGUUGUCCGUAAAUUUUUCCAAUUUUCCACCACAAAGCUAAUCGCAAUAGCAUGAAAACAUCAAAGCCGGACUGACGAAAUUUCUAAAUUGUAUCGACUAUCGAAGUUUCGAUAUUAAUAUCUUCUCUCGCGCGCGAGAAUAUUUUUUCCAAAGAGUAAGCGCGCGUCGAUUCCGAUCGUCAACAAAAGGGUUCUGAGAGGUGACUAAUAUCGCAGAAAAUAUUUCGAGCAUCGAUUUUCUCUAUAGAAUUCCAAUCCGCAUUCCAGCCGGGACGAUCGUGCCAUGGGAAAAUGACGGAAGUGUCCGCUCCACGUACGAUCGGGCGUCGUCCCUUUGCUGUCGGAAAAUCCUUCCGCGAUAUCAUCCAGUCGAGCGAUUUCGACCGCGCCUCGUAAUAAGAAAUCGACAGUGACGAAAAUCAAAGUGACAUCCGUGGGCGACGCGGGCGUAUCUCAGCGGGGAAACGCGGAAUCCGUCCUCUAGUCUAUAGUUCACGGCGGAAUCUAGUCAUGCAGCCGCGACGAUCGAAUCUACGAGACGCGGGAACGCGCGUACGCAGAAAACUUUACGACAAGAUACUCGUCGCUCGCAAAACGCGCCUUCGCAGAUCGCGUGUCGAGGUUAUCUGAGGUCCCGCGUUGGUUAUCGCGAGGCAUGACACCGCGAGAUGCGCGCAAUCGUAGAGAACGAAUGACCGUGAAUGAAGGACAAUUGACGUGUCAACGGUCGGUGGGUCCGCGAACAUUUCACGAAGUGUGAGACAUUGCUGAUGUUUUCGGACGGUGGCCGAGUGUGAUGUUAUCGUUGAGUCUCCAUCGUCUAGCGUGAUCUCCGUCACGAGCCGUACACGUUCGCCGGCGCGAUUUCUCGAGGUGCGUGGAUGUGGCGACGUGUCCAGCGACGAAUGCAAAGCUGACGGCGAGGGAAUUCGAUGACUCCGUAGAUAGGCAAACCGAGAGGAGAUGGAGAAGGACAACGUCAGGCCUACCUACAGGGCUUACGAGGGCUUUAAGCCGGCGAACAACGGCAACACCUCGUCCCUGAAGAGGUCGACGUCGGAACGAUCGAAGACGCAUCCAUCUCGGCAAGUGAGGUGCCUGUGCUUCGGCGGCGUGCCGGACAAGGCCAGCCAGCACUCUUUCUUGAAGGGGUUCGCUAUAAACCUCGGGAUAUGCGCCCUCCUGGUGGCUUACACCCUAUUGGGCAGCUUCAUCUUCUUAGCUAUCGAGGGCGGGGCUGAUGUCGGCCUGCAGCAAAGGACUCUUGCCACCACGAUAGCUGGGAAUCAGCAUAUUAGGAGAAACACCACCGCUUGGUUAAAGCAGCUUAAUCACGAGGCCCGGGCGAAGACCGUGGAGAACAUAUGGAUAAUCACGGAGAGUUUGAACAUUCUCUACCGUGAGAACUGGACGAGGCUGGCUGCUCAGGAGAUCGCGCGGUUUCAGGACCAACUAGUGAAAAGGAUCACGGAGGACAUGAUGGCGACCCAAAAUGCCGGGACGUAUACCGGGAGUUCCCCCAGCGAAACCGUAACGGAACGCCGUGUGCCGGAGUACGAAUGGAACUUCGCUAAGGCCUUCCUCUAUUCUCUGACUGUGCUCACCACCAUCGGAUGUGGAAGUAUCGCGCCGAAAUCCACUUGGGGAAAAAUCGCCACCAUGGGUUACGCCAGUCUCGGGAUACCCCUGACCUUGGUCUACCUGUCCAGCGCGGGAGGUCUCUUGUCAAGAUGCGCCAGAGGUGUUUUCACGCGAGCCCUUUGCUGCUGCCUUUGCUCGAAUUGCGGCUACUGUUGCUACGACGAGAGGCGAAUGCAGGAUAAAGAGCGGCGAAUGAGGAAGAAACGGCAACAGGAGGAGCUGGCGCAGCAGCAGCAGCAACAGCUACAACUGCAGGAACCCUUUUACGUCCGCGCGAAUGCAUCGACGUUUACAAGCACCGUGGAAAUUAAGGCCAGCCCGAAGGACGAAGUAUCGAGCCUCGGCUCGGGUGACAGACCCAACGUUACCAUACUCGCGCCGAUCAGUAUUUGUCUUGGCGCGAUGCUAUGUUACAUCGUCGCUGGAGCAUUCACUCUGCAUAAAUUAGACGGUUGGUCGUUCAUAGACGCGAGUUAUUUCUGCUUCAUGAGCCUGAGCACUAUCGGUUUCGGCGACAUGGUGCCUGGUUCUUACCCUCGCCACACCCUCGCCGACUCAAGAAACGUGACGGUCUGGUUUUGCUCUUGCUACAUAAUGUCAGGAAUGGCUCUGACAGCGAUGUGCUUCAACAUUCUGCACGACGAGAUCGUCCAUCGACUAAGUCACCAACCGGACAAGCCGGAGCCGGUGAAGCCGAGCCCGAACGGCACCGACGAAAACAAUAUAUGUGGCACGGAACCACCCACCAAUAUAUUCGCGCACGAGAACGAGAUCAACAUCCUGAAGGACACCUUCAAUCAAGUGGAUGUCACUAGAGACUGUAAGCCGAUCUUAAAACUCGAGGAUCAUGUUCCGCCGAUAUCAGCCGUUUAUAUGUUGCCCAAAGUGGACGAAGAGGCUGAAGAAAACACGGAAAUGUAAAACUCGGGUGUACCUUGACUGGAGGUUAGAUCGGAUUCAAUCAACUAGAGAUUAUCUAACAGCAUUUUUACGGAUCGUAACCAGAUGAAUAGGUAUAUGUAACACGUUGUAUAUGCUAAACCAUAUUGUCAAGUCGCGACGAUGAUAAGAUGUUUUGUUGAAUCUGUCAUUAAAGUUGGAUCUACAGUAGUCUUAUAGUAGAAAACGAUGAUUUUAAUAAACAGGGAAUAAAACAGGGAAGUAAUUAUGUCAACAUUUUUUUUCUAUCAAAGAAUGUAGGAAAAAGAGGGGGAUAUAGUUUCAUAGAAAUGUUUGAAAACGUAAACUUAAAAUUUUUUCGAGUUGACGUUCAAUAUUUUAUACUAAAAUUAGCUAUUUUGUA